This is a messenger RNA of Geodia barretti, 291 nucleotides long. NCBI's taxonomy places the organism in Eukaryota, Metazoa, Porifera, Demospongiae, Tetractinellida, Geodiidae. The record is from the annotation of a GenBank genome assembly.
AUUGUAGGUAUAUGAUGACGGUGAUUAUUUUCCUGCUGGCAUUGUGUGGGAUGCUUUUUGUUUCACCAUCUGUUGCAGGGGAUGAGCUACUCGCCUCCUACACUUACCUAAAGAGAGAGCAAAUUAUUGAUAAAGAUGGGUAUCGUAUAAGGGCAACAAAUGCAACAAUGGUGGCAGAGAUUCAUACAGUAUGUGAUAUAGAAAAUUGUACUUCAGACCCUGUCAGAAGAAGUGUUCGAUAACAUGGUGAUAUUCUUUCUGGUCUCCGUCACUACGAACAUCACAUGACAA